GGGUUCCCUCUAUUUACAGCUUUGAAGGCUAUUAGUUUUAUUAACUUAAAGCCUUAAAAUAUAAAAAAAAAUAAAAAAAACUCAAAAAUUGAAAAAAAGUUUUAAUUAAAUAUAAAUUAGUAUUACUACUAUUUAUAGUCUCGAUCAUGCUUUCGUGGAGUGCAGACGCGUUUUUGCAUUGCUGUGAGUUCUCUGUAAAGAGUCUUUGGACAAGUCCACUUUCGUGGCAAAAGUUAGUGAUUUCGUGAAUCCGACGUCUAAAGUCGCGGUGUCAGUGCCCUUACACGUAGUUAGUUGUGUCUUGUUGCGAAGACAAAACAGGUGAAACAGAAAAGACAAGCUAACAGAUGCAACUGUGAUACGUACAAUCACCGAUAGUUGGUUAAAUUUUGAAUUCGAAAUAAAUUUGAACUAAUUAUUUUUCUUCCAAUUAAAAGAAAAAAUAAAUUUGAUUUUACCCGUACCUUGGUGGGUUUGAGCCGGGACCCGCCUUACCGUGGGACUCGCGCCUUACACACUGAGCUAAGGCCACCUCAACCGAAGUCCGUCUUAAGGCUUAUAACUCCAACAAGUCGAUUAAGCAGUGCAUAGCACUGCAAUAGCAAUAAUGGCUGGUAUUUCGGACUCCGCAGAUGAGCUAAACAUUAGGAAAUCUGUAGCCUUACAACAAAAGAAAAUGAGCGAGGCCCUUUAUACCUCGUUAUCUAUGUAAGUUCAGUCGCCUAUAUGCUAGCUCCUCCGACUACAACCCACCAUUACCCAGCAAAGCCGUUGAUCCUGAGCUUGCAGCCAUAAAUGGUGACGAUGAGGACUGAUGGACUCCGAGUUCGACAAACAGAAACGCCGUCUUGACUCUAGAUCUCCGAAUUCUGUUACAAAAUUUCAAAGACACUCCAAUAGCCCGAAAAAGAACGUUUCUUCUAACCGUUUUCCAGAACUUUCGAACAAGGACAUAGACGUGGAAGCCUCUCAGACAGUUAACCUCAACGUGUCGGAGAAAGCUUCUACCAGCAACAACAACGCUGUCAACACCAAAACUGGCCACAACGCCGCUAGCAAUAGCAAGAAUACCAGCCAUCCGUCCAUCACCCUCCCAAAAACCACCCCCAAUUGUGGUUGAUCACUGCGAGAAUCUGAACGGACUUAUUAGAUCCAUAGACAGAAUCGUUGACCCGUCUAAAUACUCCCCUGAAAUGCCACCCCAUAAACUCUGUUUCCAUUUUGGCCGCAGAUCCUGAUGCAUACAGAGCAAUAACAAAAUCGCUUACUCUUAAAAAAAUGCCAUUCCAUUCAUUGCAGCUCAAAGAAGAGAGAUCUUAUCGCGUUGUCAUCCGUGGUGUCCAUCAUUCUAUCCCGGAUGAAAAUAUAAAUGAAAGUCUUACCUUGACUGGCCACAAAGUUCGUUUUGUUAGUAGACAUAGAAAUCGCUUCGACAAAAUCAAAGCUGUCAAUCUAGUUUUCGUUGAACUAGAACCGGCGGCAAAUAACAAGGAAAUCCAUGAUAUCAAGACACUCUGCCGGCAACGGGUUCAAGUUGAACUCCCCUACAAAAAGGAUGAUGUCGUUCAAUGCCACCGCUGUCAAGCAUUUGGACACACUAAAAACCACUGCCAAAAACUCUUCAACUGUAUCAGGUGUGGCCUACAACACGGUCUGGAGGCUUGCCUUAAGGAUGUAAACACAGUCAAGUGCGUUAACUGUGGCGGAAACCACACAGUUUAUCAGCAGAUUGCAAAUCGACGAAAAAGUGUCAUAUUCCAUCGCAGCACUUCAACAGUCAACUAGUCCAAAUGUUCGUUCAAACUUUGCGGCACCAAACUCCUACGCAAAUGCCGUCCGUGGUCAAGUUAGUCCUACCCAACACCAUCAAUCUCCUAUAUCUUAUCCACAGAGCCAACAGUUUCCUCCACUGGGAAGCAACAAUAGGAAGCAAAGUCAGCCACGCCAACAGGCAGUACCGCCUCGACAGUAGAGGUGGAGAACUAUCGAUGGCACUAUCGACACUAUCGAUGGUUGGCCACUAUCGAGCCGCAAUCGAUUGUGUCAGACACCUUCGAUAGUGACCCAACCACUAUCGAUGGUGCCUUCGACAGCUGGCGUCUCACAUCGCUAAAAUAAUUUCAGCAUUCGCUUGUGUUUUGAAUUUGAAAUUUUUGUAGAAAAUUGACGAAAACUAAAAAGUAACCAAUAAAUAUGGAUCGCUUUUUAAAAAAAGGUACACGUCGGAGGUCCCCAACGCCUACUGCGCCAAGUCCAGAAAAGCAAGACUGCGAUUGCACCAGCAACAACAAGCAGAGUAACUCAAAAAGGAGUACGAUUUCGCAUGUUUGGAAAUAUUUUAAAAAGUCCGACGACCAAAAACUUGCCAAAUGCCUUGACUUUGGCAAGGAAUAUAAAACAAGCGGCAAUACGUCCAACUUGCGCGACCAUUUAAAAAGGUUUCAUUCUAGCUUGGAAAUAAACAAACCGGACUCUAGCAAACCAGUUGAAGUUACGGAUAGGAACGAGACUGUGUCUACAAGCAGCAGUUGCAGAUCAAGUAUGAAUUCUGUGGCUUCCUACUUCAAAAGAGCUGUCUUGUACGAGUCGAAUUCCAAGCGAAAGACUGACAUCGACAAAGCAUUAACAGAAAUGGUUGCUAAGGAUGUACAGCCGUACAACAUUGUCAAAAACGAAGGUUUCAUUAAGUACACUCAGGUAUUGGAUCCCCGUUAUAAAUUGCCAAGCAAGACACACUUGCGUGAUGUGCUUAUGUCCAAUCUCUACAAGGAAACCUCUUCCAAAUUGUCAUUGAUAUUGCAAGAAGUGUCGGAUGUAUCAAUAACAAUAAAGAUGUGGACAUCGAGUGCCAAUGCCAGUUUCUUGACAGUGACCGGUCAUUUUGUUUAUGACUUUGAACUAAAAACAGCAUCUUUGGCCACAAAAAAACUUUUAAACGCAACAAACCACUGUUAGCAAAACAUUGCAGCACUAUUUUGAAUUAUUGGAACAUUUUAAACAAGACGGUGUGCAUUGUUACCGAUAAUGCCAGUUCCAUGCUUAAAGCAUGUGAAAUAUUGCAAAUCCGAAAUCUGCCAUGCUUUGCGCACACAAUAAAUUUAGUUGUGCAAGACGCCUUAACAGUUGAUGACGCAGUCAUUCAAAAUUUGUUUUCUAAGUGCAAAUCCAUAAUGCGAUUUUUUAAACAAAGCACGAUUGCUAAUGAAAAAUUUAAAUUGGCACAAGAAGGAACGAAUUAUACUUUGCUGCAAGAAACGCCAACUAGAUGGAACAGCUUCUUUUUUAUGAUCGAGAGAAUUCUAAAAACCAACGAUGCCAUUGCCAAAGUCCUAUUAGCAACAACUAAUGCACCUCAGCCAUUUACUGCUGAGGAAAUACUUGUGCUAAA
Molecule: messenger RNA, 3388 nt
Organism: Drosophila biarmipes
Lineage: Eukaryota; Metazoa; Arthropoda; Insecta; Diptera; Drosophilidae
Product: zinc finger BED domain-containing protein 4-like
Exons: 2
Coding region: 2194-2955 (253 amino acids)
Molecular function (GO): DNA binding
Source: RefSeq, a predicted model, not a curated record